This is a messenger RNA of Nematostella vectensis (starlet sea anemone), 11801 nucleotides long. RefSeq lists its product as uncharacterized. Bases 50 to 11662 code for a protein of 3870 amino acids. The record is from RefSeq and is a predicted model, not a curated record. The transcript is spliced from 19 exons. Lineage: Eukaryota; Metazoa; Cnidaria; Anthozoa; Actiniaria; Edwardsiidae.
ACUCUCUUUUCCGACUUUUACAAAGUUAGAUGUGAUAUCGAUUAUAAAAAUGAUACCUCAAAUUAUUAGAGAUCACCCAUAUCUGGUAGGAACAACGGUUCUUACCACAGUAGGAGGCAUUUAUUUUUAUUGCACCAAAACGAAGAGUGAGGAUGUAGUAAAGCAAAAAGAUCUUGCAACAAGCGGCGAUGCCGCAUAUUUGUUGCCAGAGAAUGCAUCGAAUUGCAGGGCUCUCAUACCUUAUCACGAAACUGGACCCCAUUUCUGGGAGCGCUUUCGUCCGCCGUACCGAGGACGUGGAUAUCCCGCACUGUACCCAAGGAUCCCCCCAUCGAUGUUCAGCACAAACACACGGGUGGUGCCAAUUCGAUUUGUUCCAUCGGGUCCAGCCCCACAAGCACCGGUUACAGCGCUCGUCUUGUACGAUCCUCCGAAGGCUGCCUUUCCACAAUGGGUCACGUUCUACAUCGUCUCGGCCGCAGCCCUCGCAGUGAUGAUUUACAUCACAAUCAACUUCAUGGUGAACCUCCACAGCCAGCGAACGAUGAAAACAAAAUCCCUUACGCGUCAGACAGGACGCUUUAACAACAUCGCCAAGCGUGCUAGCCUUCCAAAGUGGGAGAAGGCGGCUCUUCGACAGAUGCAGCUGGCAUUUAGGGAUGAUGUGACAGACAUAAUGCCUUCAGAUAUCUUCACCAAAGUGGAAAGUAUUGAGACCAUCGUCAGCAUUCCUCAGCAAAAUUGUGAUACUCGUCUCAUGCAGAUUGAGGUCUCCUACCUACCCUCCAGCCCACUAAAGAAGAUAACCAUCACUGCUAAAUCAUCUACGGUCGCUAAGCCGUUGUUGGCACCAGGACACGACAUCAGCCAAAUGCAAGCAGGUCAACUACCAAGGUUUGACGCAGUCGCCCUAUUUGGGAUCCCGGAUACCAGCUCGAAGCUGGGACUGCUUGCCGAGUCUGCGGCCCUUCAAGGGCGUCCAAGCUCUAUGCGGCUGUUAGUUGAAAAGCAUUGUGCUACGCUCCUUAAACCAGUGUACGUACACGCCGAGCCCCUUCCGACUCUGACCAAGACUAAUUUUAUUGGACCAGCACUACCGCCUCCAAUGAAAAAAGUGAAGAAGGAACGGGAUUCACCGGUUAAGCUGGAGGUCAAUCUGAUGACCCGAGAAGAGCAGAUUCAAGUUGAGGAGAAGAACUUCACUCACAAUUCUGCAGAUCUCUUAUUGACUUCAGGAGAGAAGGAAGCUGCACAGCAUCAGCCAAGCGUAAUGCAGUAUGAAAAGUCAGGACACUUCGCCAAGAUUGCCCUGCGUGCUAGCCUUCCAAAAUGGGAGAGGACGGCUCUUCGACAGAUGCAGCUGGCAUUUAGGGAUGAUGUGACAGACAUAAUGCCUUCAGAUAUCUUCACCAAAGUGGAAAGUAUUGAGACCAUCGUCAGCAUCCCUCAGCAAAAUUGUAAUACUCGUCUCAUGCAGAUCGAGGUCUCCUACCUACCCUCCAGCCCACUAAAGAAGAUAACCAUCAGUGCUAAAUCAUCUACGGUCGCAAAGCCGUUGUUGGCCCCAGGACACGACAUCAGCCAAAUGCAAGCAGGUCAACUAAGGUUUGACGCAUUCGCCCUAUUUGGGAUCCGGGAUACCAGCUCGAAGCUGGGACUCCUUGCUGAGUCUGCGGCCCUUCAAGGGCGUCCGAGCUCUAUGCGGCUGUUAGUUGAGAGGCAUUGUGCUAAGCUCCUUAAACCAGUGUACGUACACGCCGAGUCCCUUCCGACUCUAACCAAGACUAAUUUUAUUGGACCAGCACUACCGCCUCCAAUAGAAAAAGUGAAGAAGGAACGGGCUUCACCGGUUAAGUUGGAGGUCAAUCUGAUGACCCGAGAAGAGCAGGUUCAUGUUGAGGAGAAGACCUCCACUCACAAUUCUGCAGAUCUCGUAUUGACUUCAGGAGAGAAGGAAGCUGCACAGCAUCAGCCAAGCGUAAUGCAGUAUGAAAAGACAGGACACUUCGCCAAAAUUGCCCUGCGUGCUAGCCUUCCUAAGUGGGAGAAGGCGGUUCUUCAACAGAUGCAGCUGGCAUUUAGGGAUGAUGUGGCAGACAUAAUGCCUUCAGAUAUCUUCAGCAAAGUGGAAAGUAUUGAGACCAUCGUCAGCAUCCCUCAGCAAAAUUGUGAUACUCGUCUCAUGCAGAUUGAGGUCUCCUACCUACCCUCCAGCCCACUAAAGAAGAUAACAAUCACUGCUAAAUCAUCUACGGUCGCUAAGCCGUUGUUGGCACCAGGACACGACAUCAGCCAAAUGCAAGCAGGUCAACUACCAAGGUUUGACGCAGUCGCCCUAUUUGGGAUCCCGGAUACCAGCUCGAAGCUGGGACUCCUUGCUGAGUCUGCGGCCCUUCAAGGGCGUCCGAGCUCUAUGCGGCUGUUAGUUGAAAAGCAUUGUGCUAAGCUCCUUAAACCAGUGUACGUACACGCCGAGUCCCUUCCGACUCUGACCAAGACUAAUUUUAUUGGACCAGCACUACCGCCUCCAAUAGAAAAAGUGAAGAAGGAACAGGCUUCACUGGUUAAGCUGGAGGUCAAUCUGAUGACCCGAGAAGAGCAGAUUCAAGUUGAGGAGAAGAACUCCACUCACAAUUCUGCAGAUCUCUUAUUGACUUCAGGAGAGAAGAAAGCUGCACAGCAUCAGCCAAGCGUAAUGCAGUAUGAAAAGACAGGACACUUCGCCAAGGUUGCCCUGCGUGCUAGCCUUCCAAAGUGGGAGAGGACGGCUCUUCGACAGAUGCAGCUGGCAUUUAGGAAUGAUGUGACAGACAUAAUGCCUUCAGAUAUCUUCAGCAAAGUGCAAAGUAUUGAGACCAUCGUCAGCAUUCCUCAACAAAAUUGUGAUACUCGUCUCAUGCAGAUCGAGGUCUCCUACCUACCCUCCAGCCCACUAAAGAAGAUAACCAUCAGUGCUAAAUCAUCUACGGUCGCAAAGCCGUUGUUAGCACCAGGACACAACAUCAGCCAAAUGCGAGCAGGUCAACUAAGGUUUGACGCAUUCGCCCUAUUUGGGAUCCGGGAUACCAGCUCUAAGCUGGGACUCCUUGCUGAGUCUGCGGCCCUUCAAGGGCGUCCGAGCUCUAUGCGGCUGUUAGUUGAAAAGCAUUGUGCUACGCUCCUUAAACCAGUGUACGUACACGCCGAGCCCCUUCCGACUCUGACCAAGACUAAUUUUAUUGGACCAGCACUACCGCCUCCAAUAGAAAAAGUGAAGAAGGAACGGGCUUCACCGGUUAGGCUGGAGGUCAAUCUGAUGACCCGAGAAGAGCAGGUUCAUGUUGAGGAGAAGAACUCCACUCACAAUUCUGCAGAUCUCGUAUUGACUUCAGGAGAGAAGGAAGCUGCACAGCAUCAGCCAAGCGUAAUGCAGUAUGAAAAGACAGGACACUUCGCCAAAAUUGCCCUGCGUGCUAGCCUUCCUAAGUGGGAGAAGGCGGUUCUUCAACAGAUGCAGCUGGCAUUUAGGGAUGAUGUGGCAGACAUAAUGCCUUCAGAUAUCUUCAGCAAAGUGGAAAGUAUUGAGACCAUCGUCAGCAUCCCUCAGCAAAAUUGUGAUACUCGUCUCAUGCAGAUUGAGGUCUCCUACCUACCCUCCAGCCCACUAAAGAAGAUAACAAUCACUGCUAAAUCAUCUACGGUCGCUAAGCCGUUGUUGGCACCAGGACACGACAUCAGCCAAAUGCAAGCAGGUCAACUACCAAGGUUUGACGCAGUCGCCCUAUUUGGGAUCCCGGAUACCAGCUCGAAGCUGGGACUCCUUGCUGAGUCUGCGGCCCUUCAAGGGCGUCCGAGCUCUAUGCGGCUGUUAGUUGAAAAGCAUUGUGCUAAGCUCCUUAAACCAGUGUACGUACACGCCGAGUCCCUUCCGACUCUGACCAAGACUAAUUUUAUUGGACCAGCACUACCGCCUCCAAUAGAAAAAGUGAAGAAGGAACAGGCUUCACUGGUUAAGCUGGAGGUCAAUCUGAUGACCCGAGAAGAGCAGAUUCAAGUUGAGGAGAAGAACUCCACUCACAAUUCUGCAGAUCUCUUAUUGACUUCAGGAGAGAAGAAAGCUGCACAGCAUCUGCCAAGCGUAAUGCAGUAUGAAAAGACAGGACACUUCGCCAAGGUUGCCCUGCGUGCUAGCCUUCCAAAGUGGGAGAGGACGGCUCUUCGACAGAUGCAGCUGGCAUUUAGGGAUGAUGUGACAGACAUAAUGCCUUCAGAUAUCUUCACCAAAGUGAAAAGUAUUGAGACCAUCGUCAGCAUUCCUCAACAAAAUUGUGAUACUCGUCUCAUGCAGAUCGAGGUCUCCUACCUACCCUCCAGCCCACUAAAGAAGAUAACCAUCAGUGCUAAAUCAUCUACGGUCGCAAAGCCGUUGUUAGCACCAGGACACAACAUCAGCCAAAUGCGAGCAGGUCAACUAAGGUUUGGCGCAUUCGCCCUAUUUGGGAUCCGGGAUACCAGCUCGAAGCUGGGACUCCUUGCUGAGUCUGCGGCCCUUCAAGGGCGUCCGAGCUCUAUGCGGCUGUUAGUUGAAAAGCAUUGUGCUACGCUCCUUAAACCAGUGUACGUACACGCCGAGCCCCUUCCGACUCUGACCAAGACUAAUUUUAUUGGACCAGCACUACCGCCUCCAAUAAAAAAAGUGAAGAAGGAACAGGCUUCACCGGUUAAGCUGGAGGUCAAUCUGAUGACCCGAGAAGAGCAGAUUCAAGUUGAGGAGAAGAACUCCACUCACAAUUCUGCAGAUCUCUUAUUGACUUCAGGAGAGAAGAAAGCUGCACAGCAUCAGCCAAGUGUAAUGCGGUAUGAAAAGACAGGACACUUCGCCGAGAUUGCCCUGCGUGCUAGCCUUCCAAAGUGGGAGAGGGCGGCACUUCGACAGAUGCAGCUGGCAUUUAGGGAUGAUGUGACAGACAUAAUGCCUUCAGAUAUCUUCAGCAAAGUGGAAAGUAUUGAGACCAUCGUCAGCAUCCCUCAGCAAAAUUGUGAUACUCGUCUCAUGCAGAUUGAGGUCUCCUACCUACCCUCCAGCCCACUAAAGAAGAUAACCAUCACUGCUAAAUCAACUACGGUCGCUAAGCCGUUGUUGGCACCAGGACACGACAUCAGCCAAAUGCAAGCAGGUCAACUACCAAGGUUUGACGCAGUCGCCCUAUUUGGGAUCCCGGAUACCAGCUCGAAGCUGGGACUCCUUGCUGAGUCUGCGGCCCUUCAAGGGCGUCCGAGCUCUAUGCGGCUGUUAGUUGAAAAGCAUUGUGCUAAGCUCCUUAAACCAGUGUACGUACACGCCGAGUCCCCUCCGACUCUGACCAAGACUAAUUUUAUUGGACCCGCACUACCUCCUCCAAUAGAAAAAAUGAAGAAGGAACAGGCUUCACCGGUUAAGUUGGAGGUCAAUCUGAUGACCCGAGAAGAGCAGAUUCAAGUUGAGGAGAAGAACUCCACUCACAAUUCUGCAGAUCUCUUAUUGACUUCAGGAGAUAAGGAAGCUGCACAGCAUCAGUCAAGCGUAAUGCAGUAUGAAAAGACAGGACACUUCGCCGAGAUUGCCCUGCGUGCUAGCCUUCCAAAGUGGGAGAGGGCGGCACUUCGACAGAUGCAGCUGGCAUUUAGGGAUGAUGUGACAGACAUAAUGCCUUCAGAUAUCUUCAGCAAAGUGGAAAGUAUUGAGACCAUCGUCAGCAUCCCUCAGCAAAAUUGUGAUACUCGUCUCAUGCAGAUUGAGGUCUCCUACCUACCCUCCAGCCCACUAAAGAAGAUAACCAUCACUGCUAAAUCAACUACGGUCGCUAAGCCGUUGUUGGCACCAGGACACGACAUCAGCCAAAUGCAAGCAGGUCAACUACCAAGGUUUGACGCAGUCGCCCUAUUUGGGUUCCCGGAUACCAGCUCGAAGCUGGGACUCCUUGCUGAGUCUGCGGCCCUUCAAGGGCGUCCGAGCUCUAUGCGGCUGUUAGUUGAAAAGCAUUGUGCUAAGCUCCUUAAACCAGUGUAUGUACACGACGAGUCCCUUCCGACUCUGACCAAGACUAAUUUUAUUGGACCCGCACUACCUCCUCCAAUAGAAAAAGUGAAGAAGGAACAGGCUUCACCGGUUAAGUUGGAGGUCAAUCAGAUGACCCGAGAAGAGCAGAUUCAAGUUGAGGAGAAGAACUCCACUCACAAUUCUGCAGAUCUCUUAUUGACUUCAGGAGAUAAGGAAGCUGCACAGCAUCAGUCAAGCGUAAUGCAGUAUGAAAAGACAGGACACUUCGCCGAGAUUGCCCUGCGUGCUAGCCUUCCAAAGUGGGAGAGGGCGGCACUUCGACAGAUGCAGCUGGCAUUUAGGGAUGAUGUGACAGACAUAAUGCCUUCAGAUAUCUUCAGCAAAGUGGAAAGUAUUGAGACCAUCGUCAGCAUCCCUCAGCAAAAUUGUGAUACUCGUCUCAUGCAGAUUGAGGUCUCCUACCUACCCUCCAGCCCACUAAAGAAGAUAACCAUCACUGCUAAAUCAACUACGGUCGCUAAGCCGUUGUUGGCACCAGGACACGACAUCAGCCAAAUGCAAGCAGGUCAACUACCAAGGUUUGACGCAGUCGCCCUAUUUGGGAUCCCGGAUACCAGCUCGAAGCUGGGACUCCUUGCUGAGUCUGCGGCCCUUCAAGGGCGUCCGAGCUCUAUGCGGCUGUUAGUUGAAAAGCAUUGUGCUAAGCUCCUUAAACCAGUGUAUGUACACGACGAGUCCCUUCCGACUCUGACCAAGACUAAUUUUAUUGGACCCGCACUACCUCCUCCAAUAGAAAAAGUGAAGAAGGAACAGGCUUCACCGGUUAAGUUGGAGGUCAAUCAGAUGACCCGAGAAGAGCAGAUUCAAGUUGAGGAGAAGAACUCCACUCACAAUUCUGCAGAUCUCUUAUUGACUUCAGGAGAUAAGGAAGCUGCACAGCAUCAGUCAAGCGUAAUGCAGUAUGAAAAGACAGGACACUUCGCCGAGAUUGCCCUGCGUGCUAGCCUUCCAAAGUGGGAGAGGGCGGCACUUCGACAGAUGCAGCUGGCAUUUAGGGAUGAUGUGACAGACAUAAUGCCUUCAGAUAUCUUCAGCAAAGUGGAAAGUAUUGAGACCAUCGUCAGCAUCCCUCAGCAAAAUUGUGAUACUCGUCUCAUGCAGAUUGAGGUCUCCUACCUACCCUCCAGCCCACUAAAGAAGAUAACCAUCACUGCUAAAUCAACUACGGUCGCUAAGCCGUUGUUGGCACCAGGACACGACAUCAGCCAAAUGCAAGCAGGUCAACUACCAAGGUUUGACGCAGUCGCCCUAUUUGGGAUCCCGGAUACCAGCUCGAAGCUGGGACUCCUUGCUGAGUCUGCGGCCCUUCAAGGGCGUCCGAGCUCUAUGCGGCUGUUAGUUGAAAAGCAUUGUGCUAAGCUCCUUAAACCAGUGUACGUACACGCCGAGUCCCUUCCGACUCUGACCAAGACUAAUUUUAUUGGACCCGCACUACCUCCUCCAAUAGAAAAAAUGAAGAAGGAACAGGCUUCACCGGUUAAGUUGGAGGUCAAUCUGAUGACCCGAGAAGAGCAGAUUCAAGUUGAGGAGAAGAACUCCACUCACAAUUCUGCAGAUCUCUUAUUGACUUCAGGAGAGAAGAAAGCUACACAGCAUCAGUCAAGCGUAAUGCAGUAUGAAAAGACAGGACACUUCGCCAAGGUUGCCCUGCGUGCUAGCCUUCCAAAGUGGGAGAAGGCGGCUCUUCAACAGAUGCAGCUGGCAUUUAAGGAUGAUGUGACAGACAUAAUGCCUUCAGAUAUCUUCAGCAAAGUGGAAAGUAUUGAGACCAUCGUCAGCAUCCCUCAGCAAAAUUGUGAUACUCGUCUCAUGCAGAUUGAGGUCUCCUACCUACCCUCCAGCCCACUAAAGAAGAUAACCAUCACUGCUAAAUCAACUACGGUCGCUAAGCCGUUGUUGGCACCAGGACACGACAUCAGCCAAAUGCAAGCAGGUCAACUACCAAGGUUUGACGCAGUCGCCCUAUUUGGGAUCCCGGAUACCAGCUCGAAGCUGGGACUGCUUGCCGAGUCUGCGGCCCUUCAAGGGCGUCCAAGCUCUAUGCGGCUGUUAGUUGAAAAGCAUUGUGCUACGCUCCUUAAACCAGUGUACGUACACGCCGAGCCCCUUCCGACUCUGACCAAGACUAAUUUUAUUGGACCAGCACUACCGCCUCCAAUGAAAAAAGUAAAGAAGGAACGGGAUUCACCGGUUAAGCUGGAGGUCAAUCUGAUGACCCGAGAAGAGCAGAUUCAAGUUGAGGAGCAGACCUCCACUCACAAUUCUGCAGAUCUCGUAUUGACUUCAGGAGAGAAGGAAGCUGCACAGCAUCAGUCAAGCGUAAUGCAGUAUGAAAAGUCAGGACACUUUGCCAAGGUUGCCCUGCGUGCUAGCUCUCCAAAGUGGGAGAAGGCGGCUCUUCGACAGAUGCAGCUCGCGUUCAGGGACGAGGUCAAAGCUUUGUGGCCUUUAGAUAUCUUCACCAAAGUGGAAAGUAUCCACAGCUCCACGGCACAGCAAAAUUGUGAUACUCGUCUCAUAAAGAUUGUGGUAACAUACCUGCCCUUUUGUCCUUGGAAUCAGAUUUUCAGCACUGCCCAAUCAGCUCUCGUUAUCAAAGCUUCCACAGAAGAAGAUCCGAAGCUGUCCGCCUUUGAGAUCAGUAGUCCAAAUAGUAGAAACCAACCAACAAACUACCCACAACAACUUGACGCCAUAACAACGUCAUUACAAAAUUCGUUUUGUACCUUGACAGCCACAGAUAACGAAGCUUGCCUUCCAUGUAAAAUCGUUAAGCAAGAACAAAACUUCAGAUCUCACAUUCUACCAGAUAGAUAUUUAAUCGCUCAACCAACGAUCUUUACUUCUUUUUCCCGUCAUCAAGCAACUGAACAGGUAAACAAGUCAGAAGACUUUAGCAAAGCCUGUUAUACCGCUAAUUACGAGAAUGUAGCAUUAAUGCAUCUUAAAGAGGAGAUUGAAAACAUCAGAAAUGACCACAAUAGAGGAUUUUUAACCGGAUCAGUGCAGCAGCUCCAGGUAGUGUGUUCCACUACUGGGAAGGAAUUGUUUGUUCAAGAAGAAACCACCCCAGUGCAACAGCUGGAUGCUGGUCAGUUCCUUCCCCUUUGCCUGAAAGAAAAGACCAAGGAUCCUACACAUGAAGAGCUUGGAGACGAACUGUUGUAUGAAGACAAAACCACCCCAGCGAAACAGCUGGAUGCUGGUCAGUUCCUUCCCCUUUGCCUGAAAGAAAAGACCAAGGAUCCUACACAUGAAGAGCUUGGAGACGAAUUGUUGUAUGAAGACAAAACCACCCCAGCGAAACAGCUGGAUGCUGGUCAGUUUCUUCCCCUUUGCCUGAAAGAAAAGACCAAGGAUCCUACACAUGAAGAGCUUGGAGACGAAUUGUUGUAUGAAGACAAAACCACCCCAGCGAAACAGCUGGAUGCUGGUCAGUUCCUUCCCCUUUGCCUGAAAGAAAAGACCAAGGAUCCUACACAUGAAGAGCUUGGAGACGAAUUGUUGUAUGAAGACAAAACCACCCCAGCGAAACAGCUGGAUGCUGGUCAGUUCCUUCCCCUUUGCCUGAAAGAAAAGACCAAGGAUCCUACACAUAAAGAGCUUGGAGACGAAUUGUUGUAUGAAGACAAAACCACCCCAGCGAAACAGCUGGAUGAAGGGCAAUACACUCCUCCUCCUCAUGACGAAGGUAAAGAAUCAGCAGAUCCUAAAGAAUUCAUUUCUCCUUUUCAUGAGAAAAAGGCAAAGGAGUUGCCAGCUGUCGAGAGAGAUGCGUCGGAAAUGGAGAAAGAGAUAACGGGAGACGUUAGUGCUGCAUUGGCAAUAAGCCCUGAUGUUAUUCAGGAGUCAUUAAAAGACACCAAAGAUGGAAAAGACAUGUCUGAAAAAGAUCAAGAUACAGGAAAAGAGUCAGCUCCUAACCCUUGCCGAAGACAGGGUAAAAGACGAAAGUCUAAGCGACCAAGUGCGAAAAAAGAGGCUAAAGCUUCGUCAGCAACGAAUGAUCAAAAACAGGCAGGGAAGGCGGGUCUUUCGGUAAAAGGUGAAAGUUCUAGGCUUUAUACUAAAGAUAUGAAAACCGGCAAUGACGACCUAAUUGCUAUUGACCAUCGAAAGGCAGACUCAGAAGAUCCUGAAAAGGCUUGCGGACAGCAGACGAAUGCACAUACGCCGUCACUUGUCAAGAAACCAGUAGGAGAAAUGAGCGAUGGACACAAUAAGAUCAGUCCCAAAUCAAAACAGAAAAAGAAUAAAGGCAAAAAGGCUGCUGAGCCUUUAUCAGUCUUUGGGACGCAAAUCGUUGUUCGGACAGGAAGAAAAGUUGAGGCAAAGGAGACGUCGGCAAUCGAAAGUCACAGGCAAAAUAGAAAGAACGUGGGCAUUAGUUGUAAAACAAAGAAACUUGAUGAGCCAAAGGUCGACCAAGAAAAGCAAGAAAAGACCAUGAUAAAAACAAAGCUAGAGGGCAACGAACCACCCAAACCUGUGAAAGGUAAACAAAAAGAUGCAAAGCAGACACGGGAGGGGCCUGUGGCAUCGUCACGUGACGGGCCUGGUGUACAGUCACGUGACGAUGUCCUUGUCAUCAGCACCCAUAACGGAACCGCACGACCUACCACCAAAGAUGUUGGUGGGCACGACACACCUAUGAGUACGGGUCUCACUAGAGAGGGGAGGAAAAAGACCAACUCCAGCAAUGCCAACCUUUCUAAAGGCAAUGCCGUUCGUGGGAACACGAGGGCAUCAGACUCGUACCAGCCCGCCAAGAGGACUACGUACUCGACCGCAGCACACGCGGGAAGUAUCGCGGGCGGCAACAAUCGUAGAGGGUCACACCAAAAAAAGACCUAUCGAGACCAGGCUCAACAUGAACACGGAGCAAGAGCAAGAGAUGGCAUCCAGACAAGUGAGCACCGGAUGCAGAGCUCGCGUCUUAUCGCCAAAGGCCAAAUGCAUCAAAGCAACGAAGCCCUCUCCUGUCCCGGAGCACAGUGCUGCUCAAUCGCCAUGUGCGCUAUCAUCAGAGCGACUGGGAAGCAUCCAUUACGCUGGACGUCAGAUGAUAUUGACGACGUCAUUAUCGCCGGAGAUGCAAAGCACCGUGAGGCUCAGAGAGCGAUGAACCUCCCGAAGACCGCAUACCUACACAUUGACGAGCUAAAGACAGACGUUCGAGUGUGGGGAAGACAGUUUACGAUCAAGAAGAGCGAUGUACUUGCUGGGAACAUCACAAACGAGGGCGUGAACAAGGAAGACCCUUUCCCCAGUAUAGAAACUAAUAUAGGAUCUCUACCGGAAUACAAUAUGUAUAUCUUGAGGUACCUCCUAUAUACCAUAGCUCUCUUCAGAACUCCAUCCAGUUGGAUCUUAUUUGACUCGCACAGUCGGGACAAUCAAGGCUUUCUAAUUGCAGAUGGGAGAUCGGUGCUACUUGAAUUCAAGGACAUCAAUAGCGUUGCUAAAUACCUUAAGCGCUUCGUAAGCUGCAACGGCUCAAGUGACCCAUUAAAUGCUCGCCUGCUUGCUGAUUGGGAGAUGAGCUACGAGUUAGCAGGCGUGCAGGUGGCACUUAAUAACUGAGCCCAAGACAUGUAGGCGUAAAGGAUGUUUUAUUGAACUUUCUUUCUUUGAUUUACGCAUUAUUGAGGAGAAUGCUGAUCAUUGUUAAGAAUUUGUACAUAUCUAUAAAGUAUUAUAUUAAAAUUUCAUCUUUUCUAAA